Amphibalanus amphitrite is the source of this 564-nucleotide messenger RNA. Its product is annotated as T-cell acute lymphocytic leukemia protein 1-like. Gene Ontology annotation, biological process: regulation of transcription by RNA polymerase II. The record is from RefSeq and is a predicted model, not a curated record. The transcript is spliced from 2 exons. Lineage: Eukaryota; Metazoa; Arthropoda; Thecostraca; Balanomorpha; Balanidae. Gene Ontology annotation, molecular function: RNA polymerase II cis-regulatory region sequence-specific DNA binding; protein dimerization activity; DNA-binding transcription factor activity, RNA polymerase II-specific. The coding region runs from base 85 to 564 and encodes 159 amino acids.
CAAAGGAGGAAAGACUCUCGGACAAGAAAGCUUUCACUAUUGACGCUGUGGUGCCAUACAUAGGAGGAUACAUUCGUGGUCAGCAUGCUGACGGAGGAGCAGCAGGACUCGUCGCCGGUCGAGGCGGCGGCCAGUUUCGAGUCGGAGAGCGAGCUGAGUCUCUCCGACAGCGGCUCCCCCUGCGGCUCUCCCUCAGCCAGUCUCCAGCUGGACGCUCCACCGCCACUGGUACCGUCACCCUACGGCGCGACGCCAGCGCCGCCGACCGGCGUGCGGCGGGUCAUCAGAAAGCUGUUUACCAACUCGCGCGAGAGGUGGCGCCAGCAGAACGUCAGUGGGGCGUUCGAGGAGCUGCGCCGCCUGGUGCCGGCCCACCCGCCCGACAAGAAGCUCUCCAAGAACGAGAUCCUGCGCCUGUCGAUCCGCUACAUCCGACUGCUGACCUCGGUGCUGGAGUGGCAGGAGAGUCAGCUGGAGAACACGCCGCCGACAGCCCGGGUCAAACAGGAGGUCACCGAGACGGCCGGUUCGCCUCUCUGCCAGGACCCGCACCGCUCUGGCUGA